Molecule: messenger RNA, 1083 nt
Organism: Candida albicans SC5314
Lineage: Eukaryota; Fungi; Ascomycota; Pichiomycetes; Serinales; Debaryomycetaceae
Gene: PPE1
Product: carboxylesterase-mitochondrial 37S ribosomal protein YmS2
Exons: 1
Coding region: 1-1083 (360 amino acids)
Biological process (GO): protein demethylation
Molecular function (GO): protein methylesterase activity
Source: RefSeq, a predicted model, not a curated record
AUGUCAGAACUACAUAAAGCAUUCCUUAGAAGAAUAAAAGAACAAGAGACGGCUUUGGGAUUGUCCGGCUUAGUAGAUGAAGAUGACAUACCAGAACCUGCUGUUAUGCCGCCGACUGGCAAUAGCAGCUCCACUGCAAACACUGAAGACGAGACAAUCUUAAGAGAUUACAAACAAUUCAAAGAAACCAAUUUUAUACAAGAAUUUUAUGAAAAUGAGUUAGGUCACAAGUUUAAAACGUAUUACAAACCUUCAAAGAAACCUGGAUCAAUACUUUUCUGUCACCAUGGGGCUGGUUCUUCGUCUAUGACUUUUGGAAACUUGGUGAAUCACAUUGAAGAUGAGUCUGUGGGAAUAUUUUUAUUUGAUACCAGAGGCCAUGGAGAAAGUGUGGCAACAUCCGAUUUUUCCCUAGAUACAUUGGUACAAGAUGUAUCGUUUGUAUUGGAACAAUUCAGUUCAAAACAUCAGCAGACAUCGAUAUUUUUAUUGGGCCACUCAUUAGGGGGUGCAGUUUUGGCAAAAUAUUCUACAUUAUAUCCUAGCGAUAUUCUCAAGGGGUUAAUAUUAUUGGAUAUUGUAGAGGAAGCAGCAGUGCAAUCACUCAAUGCAAUGCCCCUGUUUAUUGCUAGAAGACCACUCCUGUUUCCCUCGCUAUCUAAAGCUAUUCUGUGGCAUAUGAAUUUUUUGUUAUUCAAUGAAAAAUCUGCUAGACUAUCAGUGCCUGAUUUGUUCACCGACAAGUUGACCUGGAUAACCGAUUUAAAUGCUACCCAACCUUAUUGGCAGACCUGGUUUUCUGGAUUAUCUGAGAACUUUUUGGGUUUUAAAGGGCCCAAACUCUUGAUGCUUUCUACACAUGAAAGUCUAGAUAAGCAAUUAAUGAUUGGACAAAUGCAGGGAAAAUAUCAAUUGGUAGUCUUCAAGAAUAACGAAAAGUCUGGGCAUUUUGUUCAUGAGGAUUUACCUAAUCACGUUGCCGUGUGUCUUACAGAUUAUAUAAAACGAGCUGUUGCGCCAGAAAUAUUUAUGAAAGAAGAUUUGGGAGUUGUUCCCAAAUGGGGAGGUAAAAUAAACAAGUAG